Messenger RNA from Phragmites australis (common reed), 1680 nucleotides. RefSeq names its product acyl transferase 1-like. Lineage: Eukaryota; Viridiplantae; Streptophyta; Magnoliopsida; Poales; Poaceae. The transcript is spliced from 2 exons. The record is from RefSeq and is a predicted model, not a curated record. The coding region runs from base 78 to 1196 and encodes 372 amino acids.
AACUACACUCAUCAGUGACAAGCAUUAAGAUCAUCCCAUAAGCUUCCUUCACUCUUUCACGCUCCCUUCACUGAAUCAUGGCGGUGACCUUCACUACUCGCCGGCAUGAGGCGGAGCUGGUGACACCGGCAGCGCCAACACCCCGCGAGCUCAAGUACCUCUCUGACAUCGACAACCAGAGCACCUUGCGGUUCUACGCCACCAUUGUUCAGUUCUUCCGCAGUCAACCCGCCAACCACAACCAGAGGCCGCAUCGUGACCCUGUUGCGGCCAUCAGGUCAGCCCUCGCGGAAGCCCUGGUAUACUACUACCCGGUCGCUGGCCGGCUGAGGGAGCUCCCGCCAGAUGGCAGGCUGGUGGUGGAGUGCACGGCGGAGGGCGUCGUGUUUGUGGAGGCUGACGCUGACGUGAGCCUCGCUCAGCUCGGCGAGCCUCUGCUGCCGCCGUACCCGUGCGUUGAGGAGCUCCUCUGUGACCUCGGUGAUAGUGGGGUCGUCGUUGGAAAGCCAUUGGCCUUCUUUCAGGUGACCCGUUUUAGCUCUGGAGGUUUCGCGGUCGGCGUGCAUUUUUGCCACAACAUGUUCGAUGGCUUCGGAUUGAUCCAAUUCAUUGAAGCUGUCGGCGACCUCGCUCGCGGUGAGGCACAACCGACGAUGCUCCCGGUGUGGGAGCGGGAGCUCCUGACAUCUCAUGACCAGCCGCGCAUCACGCAUGCGAACCUGGCCUAUGAGCCGCUCAGCAACGGCGCUGCUGGAACCGACGACGCGAUGCAGAUGACGCGGCCAGGAGACAUGGUAGGCCGGUACUUCUUCUUCGGCCCGGCAGAGAUAGCCGCCCUGCGGAGCAAUGCCCCGGCAGAACUCGCCCGGUCCAGCACCGUCUUUGAGAUACUGGCGGCCGCGGUGUGGCGGUGCCGCACGGCGGCGCUAGGGUACGCCCCUGACCAGCGCGUGCGCUUCGUGUUCACCUGCAACGCCCGUGGCAGAUGGAAACGCCACCCGCCGAUCCCACGGGGCUACUACGGGAACGCCAUGGUCUUUCUGGUUGCGGAGACCACUGCCGCUGAGCUCUGCAAUAACCCCCUCGGCUACACGCUCCAGCUGGUGCGCAAGGCCAAGUUCGACGUCAACGACGAGUAUGUGACGUCGGCGGUGGACAUGAUGGCGCUCCGGAAGUGGCCGCCUCUCGUGACGUAGCAGACCUACGUAGUGUCUAACGUUACGGCCAUUGGGGCCAACAAGAUCGACUUCGGAUGGAGCAAGGCCGUCGGUAGCAGCAUACCGAUGACACGAUACGUCAUGCUCAAGUUUGCCAGCUGUUUCAUGAAGUGCAAGAACGCUGACGGCGAGGACUGCACGGUGGUGCCGAUGUAUUUGCCGGUGACGGCAAUGGACAAGUUUGCCGCGCAGAUGUCCGUUUGGUCCAAGAAACCAGCAAAUAAGAAGGCCACAAGGAGCUCCCUCUAGGCUCGCAGCUCUCAGGGAACUGUCUUAUCUAUUUCAUUAAAUAAACUGCAAUGUAUUAUCAAAUAAAAAUAAUAGUUUUGCCGUAGGUGUGAGAACACGGCUAUGUGGGUGUCUGGCAUCAUGUCUGCCAUGUACGGAUUAUCCAUGUAUGGUCACCAAUAUUGGAGGCCAGAAUAUUCUAUUCUAUUAUUAAAAAAGAAGAUAUGUUUUAAAA